AUAAAAAUCUGAAGUUACAAAGAGAAAUCAAUCUCGUAGAAUCGAAGUGGAGGAGAAUUCGAACAAGUAUUAAUUUAAUGUUUAUUUAAUCACCGAAUGUCAAGCUUGACAGAAGUAUUAUUUUAUGUCAUCUUUUUCUCAUCCAUUAAAAGUUAACAAAAACAAGCGUGGUAAUUGUCUUCAGAUCAGAGACGAUUCAUUUCUUUCGAGCAAGAGUUUUCAAUAACACUUAAUAUUCCAACUGUCACAUAGUUUCUUUCGAUCGCGUUUUUAGAACUUCACGGUAUAUCAAACAUCUGUUACACACAUACUACGAGUACCGCUAGAUUCGAGCAAAUCCAUUCACUGCGAAUAUGUACCAGCAAACCAGGUUCUUCUAUUUUGCUAUUGCAAAUAGUCGGUUAAUAGGUGAAUUUGCCGUUCCCGAUAUUUGGCGCGUCAGCCAUAUUUAAAGAUCCAGGGUGAAAUUAUGUCACGACAUUUGCUUCACGAGUGACAUUCAGAUUACAAAAUUUUGAAUACUUGAAUAAUUCGAAAUUAUUUUUUGCGAAAUUUUGUGUUAAAAUUUCUGAAUACUCAAAUAUUUCAGUUUCAGAGAAUUAAAAUCAGGAUAAGUAACUGAAUUAUUUCUCGAUUUGAUGCGUAGAGAUCUUAGUGUGUCACAUGUGUGUUAUCAAGGAUAUUGAAUAUCAUAGGGGUCCGCGCCGCAGUAAUCGAAUAACUGUGAAGCGGAAGAUUAAAGGAAAUUCUAAAGAUUAUAAUUUCAUGAGGUUAGUAAUGCUUUCGUGUGGUAUAAAUUAGAAAAUGAAAUAGUAUUUCAAAUAUGCAAUUAUAAUAUCGUACCUACUGUUUUCACUGCGUUUAAAUUUUCUUGAGCCUCAAUAAAUUCAUACAAUGUUUAGAAAUAUUUUUAAUCAAAGGGAGACAAAUAUUUUUAAUCAAGGUAAUAGUUUCUUCUUUCAAGAGACAUGUUUGUCCUUUACCCUUUGAGCUUCUAAGAAAGACACGAGCCACUUAAAAAUCAGGUCGUACAAAUUUCAUUUUAUACAACAAUGAGAAAGUCUUCAUUACGUCUCCUUUAGGAUGUCACAUCAGAAAUUAAAUGAAAAUGAAAAACCCUCGAGAAAGUCAUGUUUACAAAGAGACUGAUGUAUAUUCACUUUAAUUAUAUCAUUUUGAAGUCGGAUUAAAUUUCAACAAACUUUUAUUUCGAAAUUAUUCGAACAAUAAUUCUGGGAACUUAGCCAUAAAGAUAGACAUCAAACUGAAAUCACAGCUGAGAUGAACAAAAGGUGAAGAGACCCUCUCUUCUUCAAGGAAGUCGCCGAAAGUGUAACAGCAGGUUUCUCAGAGCUGCUGGCAAUUCUGUAGAUGAGAGUCCAGUCGUUAGUGCUUCGCAGCGGACCUCAAGGGAUACAUCUGGGGUCAUCAGGUUCAGCAGACUUUAUGGAAGGUGAUCCAACUUUGUCAGUGUUUCUUUCGCCCUCUUUCAGUGCAUCUAAGGAUCCUAACUGUGAAGGUUUAGUGUUUUAAAAUUUCGGCGAGAAAUGAAUCUCAGGAAGACAUUGUAUGGAAAGUCUUAAAAAUGAUUUUCUAUGAUUUAAACGGAUCGUGAUGAAUUCAAGAACAAAAUAUUUGAUUGAAGCUACGAAUCUGACUGGAUUAUUGGAGAUGUUGAAAAAUCGUAGCUGACAUUCAGUUGUUUCCGUAUUUGGGAAAACGUGCUCGAUGAGUCGUAAAAGGAUCAACGUUAUAUUGAUUCCUGAUGUCUUCGAUUGGAGGAUCAUUAUCUUCCUUGUGAUUGUUAUUGCACUGCCUUGCUGCGAAAGUCGUGCCAGAAAUAUUCCAAGUACCCAAAAAUUGACUGGAAAUAAAAUGUAUAAAUUAUAUAAAAGUAGACCAUUAAUUAAUUAUGUACAAAAUGAUUGGCAAAAAGGAAAUCUUCAUAUAAAACAAAAAUCAUGGGAUUCGGUAUCUGGCCAACAACAGAAGGAAAACGUUUACAUGCAUGAAUCCUUUUCUGUCAAUGUUACACACAAUGAUACAAAGGAACUUUUAGCGUACAGUGAACAAAAUUUGUCACAUAAAAGAUUUAAACGUGGUGUGUUACAUCUUUAUAAUAUGGUAAUUUGUGCCACUGGAUGUAAUCCUUUAGCUUACAAAGGAUAUGGAUGUUACUGUGGUUUUUUGGGUUCAGGAUAUGCAUUAGAUGGAAUAGAUAGAUGUUGUAAAAUGCAUGACUGGUGCUAUGAUGCUACAGACUGUGCAAUGUUUUCAGAAUAUUUUGUACCAUAUUAUUGGAAAUGUUAUCACGGUUAUAAACCCGUAUGCGCUGUUGAACACGGAAACUGGGGAGGAUCUGGUUCAUGCGCUCAACGAUUAUGCGAAUGUGAUCGGUCAUUUGCUGAAUGUUUACGACGUUAUCCUUGCCCGACAACCAAAGCUAUGUGCACGUCGUCGCCUUGGAGAUUGGUACAAAACCUUUUCAUGAUUAUGUAAUUGUUCAUACAAUGACAAUGAAGGAAAUUAAUUUAUAAUUUGGUAAUAU
Molecule: messenger RNA, 2548 nt
Organism: Megachile rotundata (alfalfa leafcutting bee)
Lineage: Eukaryota; Metazoa; Arthropoda; Insecta; Hymenoptera; Megachilidae
Biological process (GO): arachidonate secretion; lipid catabolic process; phospholipid metabolic process
Molecular function (GO): calcium ion binding; A2-type glycerophospholipase activity
Source: RefSeq, a predicted model, not a curated record